AUCACGUUCGGAGUAUUGAUUUCGUGAGCGCACUCCAAUUGGCAGCAUCUCCACUACAGCGCCGGCGCGUCAUCCUCAGUUCACAUCGACGGAGCGAGUUGUAAGCAAAUGAGAACAUGUGUGGGAUCUGAGAGAGUGAGAGAAGGACAGAGGGGAGCGGGAGGAGGUGUGAUGAAAAAGCCAUUUUUUAUUCCUGUCAUCCUGACAAGUGGAUACCAGAUUUGAUUGCCGGACUAUUAUUUUUAUUUUUGAUUUCAUCCUCCUCAUCCUUUUAUAUAUUUUUUCUCAGAUUGGGAAUUUAUCGAUUCGUCACAUGCGCACGCCUCUUCGUUGUAAUUGCAGACAGUUGGGUGCUGUUCAGGUUGAAUGGACUUGAAUAUGCCGCUGCCAGCUUAAUCCGUGCACACUGGAAGAUUUAAUAAUUCACGGUAAUAACGCAUUAUCGCCUCAGUGGCUGCUCUCUACACAGCCCCGCUGAUUUGGUUCCUCUUUCUUUUACCCCUUCUCUCCAUUCUUCCUGAUUUUUUUCUUCUUCUGGAGGAUUUAUCGACGCAAAUCUGCUCCUUAUCUGAAAUAUCAUCUGUUGCUGCAACUGGAUUGAGGAGCCCCCACCAUCACCACCACCACCACCAAUGACUGCCUGCGCUGAGGUGGUGUGGACGGCUCAAUAAGAAGCAUUUUAUUCACCAUUUGACCAUUUCUACUCCAGAUGAAAAAUGGACGAAAAAUUGUUAUUACUUUUAUUACUUCUCUUAUCUCUCCACGCCGAGCUGUGAUUUUCUUUUUCGUGUCUCCAUCAUGAUCCUUCUACUCUGUUGAAUUGCCUCUUAUUGAUCCGGACUGUAGAAGCUGAAAAGCCGUGUCACAACGCGAAUUUCACCGUGAAGUGAUAUUAAGGACAGUGGGGGAAAAUACGGAACCGUGGAGGUGUUUCCCCUACCUUGCUUUUUCAUUUGAUUUAUCCCAUUUCAACUGAAGGGUAAAUGUUGAUGAUGGAGGACAACGAGCUGGACGCUCAUCAGGUUGAUUCGGAUUUCGAGCCGCAAAGCCGGCCUCGCUCCUGCACCUGGCCGCUGCCGUGCCCGGAGGAUUUCCCCGGCGGACACGAGGUCAGCGGGGGUCUCCCGCUGGCCAGCAUCAAGCUGGAACCCGAGGACGUGCCGGCGUGCAGAGCGGGGCUCGUGGGCGGCGCACCGGGAGAGCUGAAGCACCCAGCCGGCGCCCCGGCACCCACGGGCGCGACGCACCCAUGCCUGGCCGGCGCGGCGCUCGAUGUGACCGGAUCGCUGCGCAAAGCCAAGUCCUCGCGGCGGAACGCGUGGGGGAACCAGUCCUACGCGGAUCUCAUUACCCGCGCCAUCGAGAGCACCCAGGAUAAGAGACUCACGCUGUCACAGAUAUACGACUGGAUGGUCCGUUAUGUGCCCUAUUUCAAGGAUAAGGGCGACAGUAAUAGCUCAGCUGGCUGGAAGAACUCCAUCCGACACAACCUGUCCCUCCACACACGCUUUAUCCGAGUGCAAAAUGAAGGGACUGGGAAGAGUUCCUGGUGGAUGCUGAACCCUGAUGGAGGGAAGAUGGGCAAGUCUCCGCGCCGGCGAGCAGUGUCCAUGGACAACAGCACCAAGUACCUGAAAAGCAAAGGCCGCAUCAGAGGCAAGAGGGUUGGUCGUCCUGGAAUAGGAGCAGGGUCUGCUGCGGUGGGGCUCCAGGGCUCCCCCGAUCAUGUCAGCCCACCUCAGAAAGGCCUCCCAGGAGUCGGUGGGGCAACUGGGACAGAUGGAGAGUUUGACGCCUGGACAGACCUCCAUUCCAGGGCUAGCUCAUCAGCCUCGACCCUCAGUGGGCGUCUGUCACCUAUCCUAGCUGAGGAAGAACCUGAAGAACCAGAGGAGGGUGGCUUAUCCUGUUCGACAUCCCCCCAUCUCUACCCCUCACCAACCAGUGCCCGCUCCCCAUCCAUGGGAGCUGGGAAUCGCUGUCCUCCCCUUGAGCAGCUGCCUCAGCUGGCUAACCUGGCAGGGGCCAUCAGGCUGGAUGAGCAACACAAGCAGCAAACCCCUGUUUACCACUACAGCUCUGGAGUGAAGGGGCAGAGCUCUUAUAGUGCCAGCGUCUACGGAGCAACAGGCAUGGGGAUGCUGCGCCACCACUCACCAAUGCAGACCAUACAGGAGAACAAGCCAGCCAGUUUCUCUGGAACCAUGCGGGCUUACUCCAGUACCAAUGCCCUGCAGAGUCUGCUCACAGGGGGUCCAGUUGGGCAGCAAUAUUGUUCCAAGGACAUGAUGCUGGGACAGGAGAGGGAAAGCCAUCCUAUGAUUGGUCAAGCUAGUAAUGGAGUAAGCUCCAACCUUCACAGCCACCUCCCUGGUCACCACAAUGGUCACAGCCACAAUGGACCUCAUAGCCACAGCCCAGCUCAUAGCCAUAACAGAACUCAUAGCCAUACUCCUACUCAUAAUCACAACGGUGUAACCAACCACAACUCACCCCACAGCCUCGUUCACAACAGUCACAACCUCAACCAGAGCCAUAGCCACACACCCCCACGGGCUGUGGCUCUGGCCCCACGUGGCAACGGCAAUCAGCUGCAGACCUACAACCACAAAGCUCCCUAUAUGUACAGCCCCCCAUCACAUGCCCACCUCCCAGCCUCCACGACCCUACCCCCUAACCCAGCGGGUAUGCUUGGCAUGCCCCAGGACUCCUGCCAUGUGGCCGCCGCCCCACACCCGCACCCCCGUCAGAACCAUUACCUUGACCCCCAACACCUAGGCAUGACAAACGGACUUUACCACCAUGUCCAGGGGAUGGGGAACGGUAACAUCGGUAGCAACUACCACAGCUAUCACCAACCUCACACCCUUGAGAGACUACCGGCCGAUUUGGACAUUGACAUGUUCCACGGUAGCUUGGACUGCGAUGUGGAGUCCAUCCUCCUCCAUGACAUUAUGGACUCUGGGGAGGAGAUGGACUUUAAUUUUGACUGCUCCCUAGCCCAGGGGGUGGGCAUUGGCAUGGGUAUGGGCAUGGGUGUGACUAUGGGCAUGGGGAUGGGGAUGAGCAGUCUUGCCAGUCCUCAGCAAGCCCACAGCAACCAGAGCUGGGUGCCAGGCUGAAGUCAAGGACAGCACAUCCCACCCCCAGAAAGAACAACCCCACCCAAGUAGCACUGUGCUCAGCUGUGACACUCCGGACUUGACACAGAGACUAUACGACCAACUCCCCCAUCUCCCUUUGUUGUCCUGACAGUUCUUCUGUAACCCCCUUCUCUUUUUAUUCCCCUCCCCUCCAAGAUGUCACAUUAGGUUUUUCCUUGUACUAGCUAUACUGUGAUGACAAUCUCUCAGCUGUGAUUGCCCAACAUCGCUUCUCAUCUACCAUGAGAACUGAACUCUCAAUGCACUUUAUUGCAAGUGGGUCACAUCUCACAGUGCAAUACAUUCACAGAGCAGCUCAGGCAGAGCUCGGCAUGUUUUGCAAGGUGGCGGCGGGAUUUGAUCGGAGCAAGUGUGGAAAUCAAAAACUCAGUUGAUAUUUUCAUAUGGUGUCAUUGACAGUGGUGAGGACAAACUCUUGUUUUUGUUCUUGCAAUAAAGCCCAAUCUUCAUUUUGAUUAGAUUUUUUUUGUUUGUUCAGAGCUUUCCCUUAUUUCAAACCUUUCUAAAGAUUUUGAUUUUAAUAGUAUUUAAUAAAAAAUAAAUAAGAUUUUGUUAGAUUUAAGCCAUAUUUGAGUAUUUGUGACAGAAUUCUGAUCUGAAACCACUUUAAUGGCGACAUUCUCUAAAUCAUUGCUUCCAAUUAAUUAUCUUACAUCAACAGUGCUGUUAUUUACAGCUUCAUGCGUUCAGUCCUUGGCACUGUGACUUCUCUCUCGGAUGCAACAUUUUGUCAAUGACCUUUUGCCAUUGCUGGGAGAAUAUUGUCACUACAUCGUUAAAAGGAUUCUAUCAUUACUAGCUAGCAUGCAAUUUGGUGAAUUAAAAUGUCAUAUCACCUUGUCUCACCUGUUCUUCUUGUGCCAGCUCCCCCUCUCUCUCCCUUCAUCUGUCUCCCUCGCUCUGCCUGCCAGGGGAGACAAAGUGGCCAUUUCUCACACCAAGCCAUUAAUGUGCUUUGAUUGAAAUUCAGCAUCUUGCUUUUAAUCUCCAAAGUGAUGUGGCAGCGAUGCGUCAUUAUUGAGAAUCUACCGCGUUGUCCUCCCAUCUCUCACCCCGGCUGCCCGGGCCGCCACUCGCCUCUCCAACUUAAUGUGCCAAGAAAGCGAGACAAAACUGUGAUUAACGCCAAGUCACUCUGCCUGCUGUCCUGCUCUGUGAAGGGCCAAUGUCACUGUCCACUUGCCUGCUCACAGAGGGUAAAAAAGAUAGAAAAGAUGGAGACAAGGAUAGAACAACAAGUCUGUCGUUGCCGUGGGAUCAGUCAUCAGCCUCAGUUUCCGUGCUCAUCGGGCAUGUGUAUGAAACAUGUAGCGUAUUGGUAUCGUAAAUUCAUUUCCAUAUCUGUAUUCCGUGUUCCCUUUUUCCCAUGUUUUCUGGGCUUUUACCCUGAGCGUCAACAACUCAAAUAGGUGCAAUGAGAGGAGAUUUACAGAGAAAACAAUCAGCCAGUCAGAGUGGCGUGAGUCUCCAUCAAACAGGGUUGUGAUGCACCACAGCCAUCCACAUCCACUUUUUGUGUGUUUUAUUCUGUUGUCUUGUAGUUGUUGUUGUAUUGUUGAAAUUCCAAGGACCAACAAGAACAGCGCUGAAAUAGCAGCAGUGUAAGGAUGUUAUUCAAUGGUGAAAUGAUGUUGGUAGUACGACCUUCCUAUACUCCAAUACUGUGCCCCCCCCUCACACGUGUGCUCAGCUCAAUUGUCUCCGUGUUUGUGAGUGGGGGAGACUGGAGCUUGUGUCUCACUGGCCUUGGGAGAGAGAGAAAAAAGAGGACAUCCCUAUUCUCUGCCUCCCUCAAGCAGACUCUCUGCGCUUGGUCUGUACCAAGUACAGCACACAAAGGAAACGAGGGGGGUGCGGGGGUGUACAGGUGGGUGGGGCUUAUUGUUCCAGCCAAAGGUCAAGCAUGGCACAGACUAUCAGACCUAUUAUUGAGGUAAAUACUUAUAUUUCAGGGCUUUUAGCCACACUGGUUCCACUUAAUCUAUGUGGAGAAUUAGUGGGAUUUUCUAAGCAAAUGGGCCUCACAAAGUAGUUCUGUUAUAUCCUAUGCUACAGACAUUUAACAAUGCCCUGCUAUUGGAGAGAGAGCUAUAUAUGAUGUCUAAUUUUCCUAUAUUUAUUUAUGAAAGAGAUUGGUCUUUGUCUCUCCCAAAUGUGGUCGUUGUUUGAGUCUACUCCUGUCCCCUUCCUUUUAUUUUUCUCAGUUUUUUAAAAUGUCACUCUCCCUCUGCCCCUUUACUGACUUUUAUUUUGUACAAAAUCUAUAUAUUAAGAAUAUUGUAUAAUAGUUUUUAAAAAUCUCAAAAAGAGUAUCAGUUUUGUUGUCUAUUUCUUUUCUAAGAGAAUGUAUCUCAUCAU
This is a messenger RNA of Pleuronectes platessa (European plaice), 5522 nucleotides long. RefSeq names its product forkhead box protein O6. Lineage: Eukaryota; Metazoa; Chordata; Actinopteri; Pleuronectiformes; Pleuronectidae. Gene Ontology annotation, biological process: regulation of transcription by RNA polymerase II. Gene Ontology annotation, cellular component: nucleus. The transcript is spliced from 3 exons. Gene Ontology annotation, molecular function: DNA-binding transcription factor activity, RNA polymerase II-specific; RNA polymerase II cis-regulatory region sequence-specific DNA binding. Bases 984 to 3122 code for a protein of 712 amino acids. The record is from RefSeq and is a predicted model, not a curated record.